AUGAAGUACAAAGCGGGCUUGUCUUUCUCAGCUGGCUCUUUCUUCCAGGCAUCGGCUAGCUACGGCCACGAGGAGCAGCACAAUGGACCAACCCAGAACCAAAACAGCCACAUGCAGAAGACCCUUUCAUGGGAAGCCCGUGGUGGAGAUACAAUCGUUUGCAAUGAUCCUCCAAACUGGCGUCCCACUGUGAAGCCGUUCGCGAAUUGGAGAAUUAUCAACCAAAAAGAUGUCGCACCGAUGACAGAUUUCAUUGGAAAGUUCGAAAAGGGCGAAGAGGUCCCACAGAAGAUCAAGAAAAUCAGGGAUGCCAGCAGAAAGGUAGUCGACUGCCAAUUCCGUCUGAGAGCGAAGGGCAAGGUAGGUGUUCCCAACGGUGAAUUCUACGGCCUCCGCACGGACGACCAGACCCGACUAAUAAAAAAGGUACUGGAAAAGUAUGCAGAGGAUCUACGCAAAGGGAAGAGCGAUGAUGAAAGGAAGAAAGUGGACAAGCACAUCGAACAGCUGGCGACUCGUAUGGAGUCCUCUGACUUCACGGUUCAAUGGGCGGAGCAUGUCGGAAUCCACCAUUACGACGCCGGCUGUAUUUUCGAGAUCAAAGUUGAAACCGUGCUCAAUGACCACCCAGAGCUGCAACUUGGAGUGGCCUACAAACUUCACAACAAACAUCGCCAUAGUUGGCUUAUGGCCGAUACCAAAGGCACAUACCACGAGGACCAUCACUACUUCGGGUAUUUGUUCUAUGGUCGGGAGGACCGUGCCUCGAAGUUCAUGUUCAACCUGCCUAAUGCCCGAACCGCUAGUGGUGGCAUUCGCCAUGGCAUGGCGGUGGAACUGGUCUUGUGUGAUGAAGAGGACCAACCGGCUGCUGUCGUGCAGCGAUUUGUCCAUAAUGAGACGACGCUGCUCGUCAGUGAGUACGGCGACAAUGUCACCAAUGAUAACACUAUUGCUCACCCUGCGACCUUGCAGUACGUGAACUAA
Messenger RNA from Penicillium egyptiacum, 987 nucleotides. Lineage: Eukaryota; Fungi; Ascomycota; Eurotiomycetes; Eurotiales; Aspergillaceae. The record is from the annotation of a GenBank genome assembly.